AUGGAUGUUGAUGUGGAGAUUGGUGCAGCGAGCGUUGCAAGUAGCUCAGAGCGCUUCCCCCCGGAAGUACUGGCGCUGAUAUUCGAAUCUCUGCGUCCGAGUCGCUCGAAAUUGCCCUCGGGGAAACUUAUGCACUCGGACGAUAACACGCUCUUGUCUAUCGUUCAUGUCUGCAAAUUCUGGCGAGAGGUCGCCUUCUCCCAUGCCAUCCUAUGGGCGUCUGAGGUCGACGUUUCCGCACAUCCGCAUCCAAAUAUGACCGCCAUCGUGCUAGGGAAGUCAGGCUCCCAACCUUUGGACGUUAAGUUACACUAUGUCACCGAAGAAUAUGAUCAAGUGGUUCUCGCGAUGUGGUUCACAGACCCGUAUCGGUCGCGCAUUCGAUCUCUCGACGUCGAGACCACUGGAGUGCGCGCUAUGCGCAGACUCAUCAAAGUCAUCGGAUCAGAGCUGCCUUCGCUACGCUCCCUCAAGCUUCUGAACGAAGCUGAACAGGAUCCCGAUCUCAUGAACGGUCUUUACGAAGAGCCGCCUGCCAUGGCGUUACCCCGACUCGGGUUGCUACAGAUUAGACGCGCGCGCGCGCUUGAAAGGAUUGAACUCCGCGAUUACCUGCUCCCUUGGACUUCUCCGCACCUCUUCGCUCGAGUCACACACCUUGAACUUCACGUCACCGCCGAGGAGCCAUCUAAUCACCUACCAACGCAUAGCCAACUGCAUGCGGUAAUCACGGUCAUGCAGAGUCUCGAAACAUUGAUUCUGGACGAUGUCUUUCCUGUCUACUCUGGCGUGAGGCCAGGCUCGCCCAUUCCACUACCUUCGACUUGUCGCUCAGUCGUUCUGCGGGCGUGCCAUUACCAUGGCAACUGCAGAGACCUUCUUUCAGCCCUGAGAUUCCCUACAGAGUGCAGCCUCACGAUCGAUCAAGUCUGCAGGGAGAGGGAAGAUGCAGAGGAGGCAGACGUUAUCACGAUGCUUGCAGGUUCACAGCGUCGUCCGCAGGUGGCGAGCGUCAAGACAGAUCCAUUUGAGCAGUUAUGUGGCGAGUUCAGUGUGGCGUACGACGCGUCUGCCUAUCUCAGCUCUCCGGAAAAGCUUCUGCACUCGCCAAUCGUCCCCGCACCACACGUCACAUUCCAGUUCGAAGUCACUACACAGACGAUAGAGCAAGAGGACUGGGACGAGGAGGACUCCAAAACUGUCUCUUACGAUCGAAUGCAGACGGCGAUAACGCACGUGAACCUCAGCGACCUGCUCGUCCUCCGGAUCGACGAGAUGAGGGAAGCCGACGAAUUUCAUCUGUGCAACGGGAUGGAUGCAUAUCAUGGAGAACGGACGACGCCUAUCCUUGACACCGCAGAGAACGUCAAGAUUCUCGUUCUGGCGGACACAUCGUUGCACAUCCUGAUGUUCCUCGAGAACCCGAGCGACAUGACCGGGAAGCUGGUGCUUCCUCGGCUGGAGACCGUCGUUGUACCCGAAAGCACGAAAUCUUACAGCGCGAACUCACUGAAGGGUUACUUCGCUAAACGCGCGGAGCAAGGCUUGAGCGUUCCCGCUGUGCGUGCUCCGCAGAGCUUGAGCGACACUUCAUUCGCCCAAGACUUGGGCGAGAACGUGACGGUGACAUACUUCUGA
Messenger RNA from Peniophora sp. CBMAI 1063, 1638 nucleotides. Lineage: Eukaryota; Fungi; Basidiomycota; Agaricomycetes; Russulales; Peniophoraceae. The record is from the annotation of a GenBank genome assembly.